Panthera uncia (snow leopard) is the source of this 2384-nucleotide messenger RNA. It is a transcript of the gene SYT12, whose product is annotated as synaptotagmin 12. Lineage: Eukaryota; Metazoa; Chordata; Mammalia; Carnivora; Felidae. The transcript is spliced from 6 exons. Gene Ontology annotation, biological process: regulation of calcium ion-dependent exocytosis; calcium-ion regulated exocytosis; cellular response to calcium ion. Gene Ontology annotation, molecular function: calcium ion binding; clathrin binding; SNARE binding. Bases 99 to 1355 code for a protein of 418 amino acids. The record is from RefSeq and is a predicted model, not a curated record.
CUCAAUAAAUAUUUGUUCAGUGAAUAAAUAAGUCAGUGCUGAACUGCCUGCUUCUUGGGUGGGAGUCUCUAACCACUGGGGGACCCCAGAGCCUACUAAUGAGAGGCUGCCUUUCCCUUGCAGUCAUCAAGAGCCCUCCUGGCUGGGAGGUGGGUGUCUACACCGCUGGGGCCCUGGCGCUGCUGGGAAUUGCGGCCGUGAGCCUGUGGAAGCUCUGGACAUCGGGGAGCUUCCCCAGCCCCUCCCCGUUCCCUAACUACGACUAUAGGUACCUUCAGCAGAAGUAUGGCGAGACCUACGCAGAGGCCAAGCAGAAGAGAGCGCCUGCCUGGAAUGCCCAGCGGGCCAGCACUCGGGGACCGCCCAGUCGCAAAGGCAGCCUCAGCAUCGAGGACACGUUUGAGAGCAUCAGCGAGCUGGGGCCCCUGGAGCUGAUGGGCCGGGAGCUGGACCUGGCCCCCUACGGGACCCUCCGCAAGUCCCAGUCGGCUGACUCCCUGAACUCCAUCUCCUCCGUGAGCAACACCUUCGGGCAGGACUUCACGCUGGGCCAGGUGGAAGUAAGCAUGGACUACGAUGCCGCCUCCCACACCCUCCACGUGGCCGUGCUGCAGGGCAAGGACCUCCUGGAGCGCGAAGAAGCCAGUUUCGAGUCCUGCUUCAUGCGCAUCAGCCUGCUGCCCGAUGAGCAGAUCGUGGGCAUUUCCCGGAUCCAGAGGAAUGCCUACUCCAUCUUCUUUGACGAGAAGUUCUCCAUUCCCCUGGACCCUGCAGCCCUGGAGGAGAAGAGCCUGCGGUUUUCCGUGUUUGGCAUCGAUGAGGACGAGCGGAACAUCAGCACGGGCGUGGUGGAGCUGAAGCUUUCUGUGCUCGACCUCCCGCUACAGCCCUUCAGCGGCUGGCUCUACCUACAGGACCAGAACAAGGCUGCCGACGCUGUGGGCGAGAUCUUGCUGUCCCUCAGCUACCUCCCUACGGCUGAGCGCCUCACUGUGGUGGUGGUGAAGGCCAAGAAUCUCAUCUGGACCAACGACAAGACCACGGCAGACCCCUUCGUCAAAGUGUACCUGCUUCAGGAUGGGAGGAAGAUGAGCAAAAAGAAGACAGCCGUGAAGAGGGAUGACCCCAACCCAGUGUUCAACGAAGCCAUGAUCUUCUCAGUGCCAGCCAUCGUGCUCCAGGACCUGUCUCUCCGUGUGACGGUGGCUGAGAGUAGCAGCGAUGGCCGAGGGGACAACGUGGGCCAUGUCAUCAUCGGGCCGUCAGCCAGUGGCAUGGGCACCACGCACUGGAACCAGAUGCUGGCCACGCUGCGCAGGCCCGUGUCCAUGUGGCACCCUGUUCGGCGAAACUAGCAGCUGGAAAACGGGCCAGGGUGGGCACUGAGCUGCCUGGGGCCCGGCGCAAGCUCCGCUCUGAUGCCCCUCCGUAGUCCAGCAGGAGCCAUAAAUGCUGGGGUCCCCCACUGGAGCCCCCGUGAGCCAUCUUGGUCCGUCUGUCCAGACUGCAGUGGAGGAACAGUCCUGGCCAGGUGUCUAGGGACCCAGGAUUUUCUCCCACUGAGGACCAGCUGUGGCUGGGCUGUGACCCAGGAACGGGCAGCCUGGCACUGGCCCUUUGUGCCCCCAUUUUGAGAUCCCCAACAGGCUGCUGGGAGGCCAGUGCCAAGCUCGGCCACAUGCAGGAACUGAGUGAGUCUUGGGGGCCAGGUGCUGUGCUAGGCACCAGCAGCCGUGACAUGAACAGGACACAGCCCCUAGCAUGUCCAGAGGGCAAGACCCCUGCCCUGGGGAUCUGCUCAGUGCUGAAUGUGGACUUGGGAGGGCUCUGGGGUCUGCUAGGACGAGAUGGGAGCCGAGCCCUGAGGGGCAGGGAAAGAACUAAAUGUGUCCCAGGCAGGCAGCCAGCCUCAGCAAGGCAGGGACAUGAACUUCCGUAUCACAAACUGUCCUACUGCAGUGGACACGAGGGCCUUUCUCUGCGCAAGAGAAGUGACCAGGAGACCAGGCCAAGCAGAGGCCUGCAGGGUGCGGCAAACACUGGCUCCGGAAUCACGCUCUAUGAAAUCUGCUCCCUUGAACCGUGACCCUUGCAAAGCCCAGAGGUCUGAAGAGGCCCAGAGCCAGGUCCUUGUGUUUGGUCCCAACUGAAUUAGGCAUUGGCUCCACGGCGUUUGUUGGGGUACCUCCAGGCUAGGCCCUGUUGGGAAGAGAGAUGCCUCAGCCUCUAGGGAGCUGGAGGGCAGUGGGAGGGCCAGAAUACAGACUGCAGGGGGCCCAGGGGAGAGGCUUUUGUGGGCUGCCCGUGCGUGGUGUAGCAGGAGGCCCUCCAGCUGGGCCUUGGAGGAAAGGGGCUGCCUGAGCUGGGGCAUUGAGGGGAAGUGG